Molecule: messenger RNA, 978 nt
Organism: Dalotia coriaria
Lineage: Eukaryota; Metazoa; Arthropoda; Insecta; Coleoptera; Staphylinidae
Product: drebrin-like protein
Exons: 2
Coding region: 147-866 (239 amino acids)
Cellular component (GO): chitin-based extracellular matrix
Molecular function (GO): structural constituent of chitin-based larval cuticle
Source: RefSeq, a predicted model, not a curated record
AGUCUUCGCCAACCUUGCUCUGCAAUGUGGGGGCUUAAACUAUAUAAGCCAGGCGCGCCACAAAUCGCGGCUGUUUACCUCUUUGUUUACACCCGACAAUAAUUGUGAUCAACAAGUGUCUGUGUAUUCGAUAAUAAAUCAUCACAAUGAAAAUUUUCUUAAUUUGCUCUGCCAUCUUGGCUUGCGCUGUGGCCCAGCAACAAAACACAACCCCAGUUCCAAUUCUGAAACAAAUUAACCGUCACAACGAAGAUGGUUCAUACAGUUAUGGAUAUGAAGCCGCUGAUGGUUCUUACAAAAUUGAAUCAAAGUACCCAACUGGUGAAGUCUUCGGCAAGUACGGCUACGUAGAUGAUGGUGGUAAACUCCGAGAGAUUGAAUAUGGUGCAUCCCGUCGUGGUUUUGAACCUGCUGGUAAUGAAAUCAACGUCCCACCACCAACCCUCCAACAAAACAACGCUGCCAUCCGUCCUCUGAACCCCAAUGAGGAAGAUGAUGGUCAAUACCGUGAAGAUCCCAGUGUGUAUUACAAGGAUGAGAAAUAUAACAACCCUGCCCCAGCUCGUACUGCCCAGCCUGCUCCUCAGCAAUACAACUACCAACAACAAUCACAAUACCAGCAACCUCAAUACCAACCACAACAACAACAACAACACCAACAAAUUACUGGAUUCUUGAAUAACUAUCAACAACCAAGGAAUUAUCAACAACCUGCUCAACCAGCUUUCAGGCCACAACCUUCUUACCAACAACCACAAGCAAGAUAUUACAAUCCUGAUCAUGCUAACUUCAACCCUUAUGCUGGACACCCAGCCAGCAACUUUGAUGUUGCUAGCGGAUCUUACUCAGUGCAAUACAGGCGAUAAGCAAUACGUAAUGUUGUAAAGUAAUUAGUGUGUAUUCUUUUGACUAGUCUUCAGACUUAUUGUUUAUAUACGUAUGUAUUAAAGUUAAUUAUAAAUAAAAAUAUUAAACAUU